ACUGGGCGUUUACUCGUCUCAUUUUAUGUGCUACGUUCAAAUACAAAACGUAGGCUGUUUAUUAAAUAGGCUGUAGGAUAUCUUUGCAGCAACUCUGUGGAAAUGGAAGUUGUUGCUGAAACUGGGGUUAUUGCGGACUCACCCGCCAAUUCACAACCUGCCGGCGACGUGAAUGAAGAGAGAGGUUCCCUCUUCGAUGUUACAUUUCUGGACCACGACUUUCCAGGUGCUGAGACUGAGACCCCGACCCGCAAGACCUACCAGGAGUUCCAGCCCAAAGCACUGGGGGUCUCUCAGAUCACUUUGGGUGUGUUUGUGCUCAACUCAGUUUAUGUCAGUGUAGCCAACCGAUUGGAUCAGAGAAAUGAAGAAGUAACCAGGGCGAUAGGCUCCCUGUCUGCGAUAGUGGCGGGAAGUGUGGCCAUAGCAGCACAGAGUCUUCAUGUUCCCACACUGAAGGCGUGUCUGGGGACACAGCUGGCUACCUGCCUUAUGGCCAUGUUCAACGUGGUCGUCGUAGGAGGAAAGCUGUCUGACACCCACUUAGUGCCAGACUGCUGGCUUUUCACUGAUUACAACAACACACAUCAUCACAUCACCUGCGACAAGCUGAUGAAUUCAGUGUAUCCAUUCUAUGUCGAGUGGUUCCUCGUGCACGCAACUCUCCUCGGCAUUUCUGUCACCCUGACUAUCUACAGCUGCAAGCUGCUCCGCUUCUGCUCCCCUGCAGCACCCAGCAUGCCUGUGGUCACUGCAUAUACUAGCCCUGCUCAGUGACAAGAGAUGAAGUACAUAGAAAGGAACCUAAAGCCAUCAUGAAGAGACACUGAUGGGUCUAUCUAGCCAUGCACUUUUUUCAAAUCUAUUUGUCACUAUGUUUUCUGUCUUGCACAAACACUUGAUGUUGAUGUGGUUGCCUUUUUAUGAUAUAGUUUGGUUAUUUUGUUGUGUGUUCUGAUGAUAGAGUAUGUCUGUUUAGAUCUAUAUGGUCUCAGGUGCUAUUUUAGUGAUGGGUUUAAGGAGUGAAACUUUGUGGGUACAUCAUAUUGAAAUAAACACUUCCUCAGGGUCAAAAA
Molecule: messenger RNA, 1076 nt
Organism: Oncorhynchus nerka (sockeye salmon)
Lineage: Eukaryota; Metazoa; Chordata; Actinopteri; Salmoniformes; Salmonidae
Exons: 7
Coding region: 103-777 (224 amino acids)
Source: RefSeq, a predicted model, not a curated record